Molecule: messenger RNA, 1554 nt
Organism: Marmota monax (woodchuck)
Lineage: Eukaryota; Metazoa; Chordata; Mammalia; Rodentia; Sciuridae
Gene: Nt5dc4
Product: 5'-nucleotidase domain containing 4
Molecular function (GO): 5'-nucleotidase activity
Source: RefSeq, a predicted model, not a curated record
AUGGCUGCUGUAGACGCUGUGGCCAGGGGAGAGCCGCAGGAGCCCAGCCAGGGCUCCAAGGGCCUGGCCUCUCCAGACCCGAUGCAGAACUGGUACCAGAGGAUAUUUGUCCGCAGCCUGGCGCUGGGGAAGAUCCAGUGCCUCAGCUUCGUCAUGGACUGCACCCUGGCUGCCUACCAGUCCCCUGCCUUCGAGGCACUGUCCUUUGAGCUGCUGGAGCGCCUGGUUUGCACUGGGUACCCACAUGAGUUCCUGCGCUACUCCUACGACCCCUCCUUCCCCACCAGGGGACUGGUGUUUGACGCACUCUAUGGGAAGCUGCUGAAGGUGCCUGGCCAUGGGGACAUGCUGGUGGCUGCCCAUGGCUUCACCCUCCUCUCAGACGUUGGCUGCACCCAGCCCCCUCCUCCCCAGGGCAGAGGUCUGAGCUUUGACCCCAGCAAGUUCAUACAAAGGGAUGACCGUCAGCGCUACGUCCACAACACGCUCUUCAACCUGCCCGAAACCUAUGGCUGCCUGGUGGACGAUUUCGCUGGCUGCUCCCGAUACACCAACUGUGACACUGGCUAUCAGCAUGGGAACCUCUUCAUGUCCUUCCGAAGCCUCUCCCAGGAUGUGACUGAAGCUAUGAAUAACGUCCACCAGUCGGGCUGUCUCAAAGAGAGGACCCUGGAGAAACACGUGGCGCAGGACGCGCGGAUCCCUGUCCUGCUCGGCAAGAUAAAGGAGGUUGGGAAGGUGUUUUUGGCCACCAACGGCAGCUACCAGUACACGGAUGCCACCACGACUUACCUGUUUGCUGCUGGUGAGGCUGAGGACCCAGCCAGGCCCUGGAGGUCCUGCUUCGACCAGAUUGUGGUGGACACACAGAAGCCCUGCUUUUUUGCAGAGGGGAUGGUCCUGAGACAGGUCAACACGAUAAUGGCAGGUGCUGAGGACUCGGGGAAGCUCCACGUGGGCACUUACACUGGGCCCCCCCAGCACUGUGCUGCCCACUCUGGAGGCUCGUGAGACGUGGUGUGCGAGCUACUUGGGGUGCGGGGGAAGGACAUCCUGUACAUUGGGGACCACAUCUCUGGGGACAUCAUCAAAUCCAAGAAGCAGCAGGGCUGGCGGACUUGCCUGGUGGUUCCUGAGCUGUCCCGAGAGCUGGGCAUCUGGGCCCGAGAGAAGGAGAGGUCAGAGCGGCUGAAGAGCCUGGACACACACCUGGCAUAUGUAUGGAAGCAUCUGUGGGCCGCAAAAAACAUCAACUCCAUCAAGAAGGAGAUUCAAAUGCCUCAUGAGACCAUCAUGGAGCAAGAACAGGCCAGUCUGGACCCGGCCUCCUGCUUGCUCUCCUGUAGGCAGAGGGUGCUCCAGGCGGCCUUUGGGGACAGGGAGGACCCGUAUUUCAGAUCAUUUGAUGUAUGGGCCGAGACAACCGCUAUCAUGAGGGGCAGUCGUGGUCCCGAACCCUGUGCAGGGUCCUUGCUGCCAGCCCAGCUGUCCAGCUUGAUUUUUAAGAUGUCACCUUUAAGCUGGGCGGUACCCGGCUUAAAGGUGACAUCUUAA